This is a messenger RNA of Suillus discolor, 591 nucleotides long. RefSeq lists its product as uncharacterized. Bases 1 to 591 code for a protein of 196 amino acids. The record is from RefSeq and is a predicted model, not a curated record. The transcript has 2 exons. NCBI's taxonomy places the organism in Eukaryota, Fungi, Basidiomycota, Agaricomycetes, Boletales, Suillaceae.
AUGCCUGCAGAGCGCGCCCACCUUCAACAGGUUUAUGGCUCAGUGGAUAUGCCCUUUAUCGAAAUUGCACCUUUAAAAGCAUCAAGUCAAUUGAAGAUCCAGAGGAAGAAGAGACAAGAAUACAGCAAGGGCGCCUACAUGAGCAACUCAGACGACACUAGCUCUUUUCUUCAUUACAAGCCGCCCACACUGCCCCCAAACUCCACCCAACCGUUCUUUCUGCCGCAACCAUCUGACUCACUACCAAAACUUCCCCAAUUACCACCACCACCACCACCACCAGCAUCUCCAUUGCCACCUCCAUUGCCACCAAUGUCGCUUGAAGUUCUGCCAACGCCUAUAUCACUUCCAGAAUCUCUUGAAGUCCUGCUCACACCAUUAUUCAUGCCACCAUCUCCAGUCAUGCAUACCAUAACUGCCUCAGCCUUGGUGUCUGUGUCAGAUGCAAGUCGCCGUGACUAUGGUCAAGUCAUCCAUAACGUAGAGUCGGAGGAUGAGUCGGUAGUAAAGGAGGGACUUGAAGUUGAUGCAAAGUGGGAUGUCACCCACGAGCACCUUUGGGCCAAUUGGACUAGUUGCCUAGAUGAUUAG